GAGCAGAGCACGUCCAUGAGCUCCACUCCAGGCCGUGGGUUUCCUCUUCAGACCUCUUUACCAACAGAGCCGAGGCCAAAAAGUCUCCUAUGGGGAAGGAGAGGAACGUGGGGCCAAUAAAUGGCAGCGCGGUGCCGUAACCCAGCGAUGAGCAGUGAAAGCAGCCCCUACCCCUGCUUGCACAGACACGCGUGCUGCGGCCGCGCUGUGCCGUGCCAAACUCUGCCAGGCAGCUUUGGGGUCUCCUCCGCUGCUGUUGGGGUCUCCUCUGCUGCUAUUGAGGGCUCCUCUGCUGUUGGGGUCUCCACUGCUGCUGCUGUUGGGGUCUUUUCUGCUGUUGGGGUCUCCUCUGCUGCUGUUGGAGUCUCCACUGAUGUUGGGGUCUCUGCUGCUUUUGGGGUCUCCUCUGCUGCUGUUGGGGGCUCCACUGUUGUUGGGGUCUCCUCUGCUGCUGUUCGGGUCUCCUCUGCUGUUGGGGUCUCCUCUGCUGCUGUUGGGGUCUUUUCUGCUAUUGGGGUCUCCUCUUCUGCUGUUGGGGGCUCCACUGCUGUUGGGGUCUCCUCUGCUGUUGGGGUCUCCUCUGCUGCUGUUGGGGUCUUUUCUGCUAUUGGGGUCUCCUCUUCUGCUGUUGGGGGCUCCACUGCUGUUGGGGUUUCCACUGCUGUUGGGGUCUCCUCUGCUGUUGGGGUCUCUGCUGCUGUUGGGGGCUCCACUGAUGUUGGGGUCUUCACUGCUGUUGGGGUCUUUUCUGCUGUUGGGGUCUCUGCUGCCGUUGGGGUCUCCUCUGCUGCUGUUGGGGUCUCCACUGAUGUUGGGGUCUCUGCUGCUUUUGGGGUCUCCUCUGCUGCUGUUGGGGGCUCCACUGUUGUUGGGGUCUCCUCUGCUGCUGUUCGGGUCUCCACUGCUGUUGGGGUCUCUGCUGCUGUUGGGGUCUCUGCUGCUGUUGGGGGCUCCACUGAUGUUGGGGUCUUCACUGCUGUUGGGGUCUUUUCUGCUGUUGGGGUCUCUGCUGCUGUUGGGGUCUCCUCUGCUGUUGGGGUCUCCUCUGCUGUUGGGGUCUCCUCUGCUGCUGUUGGGGUCUCCACUGAUGUUGGGGUCUCUGCUGCUUUUGGGGUCUCCUCUGCUGCUGUUGGGGUCUCCUCUGCUGUUGGGGUCUCCUCUUCUGCUGUUGGGGGCUCCACUGUUGUUGGAGUCUCCUCUGCUGCUGUUGGGGUCUCCUCUGUUGUUGGGGUCUCUUCUGCUGUUGGGGUCUCUGCUGCUUUUGGGGUCUCCUCUGUUGUUGGGGUCUCCUCUGUUGUUGGGGUCUCCUCUGCUGUUGAGGUCUCCUCUGCUGCUUUUGGGGGCUCCACUGAUGUUGGGGUCCAUUCUGCUGCUGUUGGGGUCCGUUCUGCUGCUGUUGGGGUCCAUUCUGCUGCUGUUGGGGUCCGUUCUGCUGCUGCUGGGGUCCGUUCUGCUGCUGCUGGGGUCCGUUCUGCUGCUGGGACGCGGCGGUCUCUCUUGGAGAUGAGCAGCAACGCGAGGCGCCUCUUUGCUGUUUGCAGUGAAGAACCCCCCAGCAGAGCCCUCGCGGUACCUCUCCGUCCCACC
Messenger RNA from Gallus gallus (chicken), 1587 nucleotides. RefSeq lists its product as uncharacterized. The transcript has 2 exons. Bases 374 to 1507 code for a protein of 377 amino acids. The record is from RefSeq and is a predicted model, not a curated record. Lineage: Eukaryota; Metazoa; Chordata; Aves; Galliformes; Phasianidae.